AUGGCAGCAUGGAAUCACACAGGUGUGAAAAAAUUCAUACUGACAGGCUUAACUGGAAACCUGGAUUGGCAGGUACCUCUCUUCUUGAUUUUCAACCUACUUUAUUUCAUCAUCCUUGUGGGUAAUUGGGGGAUAAUUAUCUUGAUUUGGUUGAACACCCAACUUCAUACACCAAUGUAAUUCUUCCUUAGUAACCUCUCUUUCUGUGAUAUCUGCUACUCUAAUGUCAUUGCUCCUAAGAUGCUCAUCAACUAUUUAGCAGGACACAAGGCUAGCAUAUACUUUGCCUGUAUUCUACAGAGUUUCUUUUUUGUUAUUUAUGGAAACACAGAAGUCAUUCUCCUGUCUAUGAUGGCUUAUGAUCAUGUUGUGGCUAUUGCAAACCCCUUAAUGUACACAGUUAUUAUGACCCACAGCCUUUGCACUCAGAUGGUUCUUGCAUGUUACAUGGGUGGCCUCAUGAACUCCCUGACUCACACAAUAGGUCUACUCAGACUGGACUUCUGUGGUCCAAACAUUGUGAAUCAUUUCUUCUGUGACAUUCCUCCUCUUCUGAAGCUUUCAUGCUCGGAUGCACACAUCAAUGAGAUGCUGCUUUUGGUCUUGUCUGGAGUGAUUGCUAUUUGCACUUUCAUCAUCACCAUGGGGUCCUAUAUCCACAUUACUAUUUCCAUCUUGAGAAUCCAUUCAUCUGAAGGAAGGCGCAAAGUCUUCUCCACUUGUGCUUCUCACCUGACAGCUGUGACAUUAUUUUAGGGAUCUUUGACUUUUAGUUUUAUGCAGCCGAGCUCUCAGUACUCCAUGGAACAGGAAAAGCUCUCUGCUGUGUUUUACACCUUGGUCAUCCCCAUGCGGAACCCUCUGAUUUACAGCCUGAGGAACAAGGAAGCUGCCAAGAGUUCAAUUUGUGGCGAGAGCAGUGUCUCUUGA
Messenger RNA from Psammomys obesus (fat sand rat), 930 nucleotides. RefSeq names its product olfactory receptor 1052-like. The transcript has 2 exons. Gene Ontology annotation, molecular function: odorant binding; olfactory receptor activity. The record is from RefSeq and is a predicted model, not a curated record. Lineage: Eukaryota; Metazoa; Chordata; Mammalia; Rodentia; Muridae. Gene Ontology annotation, cellular component: membrane. Gene Ontology annotation, biological process: sensory perception of smell; G protein-coupled receptor signaling pathway.